CGCCAGCCUCGUUUGAUGUCACUUUCGUCUUAGAGCCAAUCAGGACAUAAUCGAGCGAUGGCUUGAUCCCGUCAAACCGCCGUCUUUGUUUCUCGCCCACCUGGUCAACACGAGUGUAAACGCCAGCUGCGACAGGAAAGCUCCUUAUAAACAUGGGCAAGAUUGCCGCAUGGGCGCACGAAAUAAGCCUCGCCAAGGAUGUGCUAAGAACGAAACCAACAUACAGUCCGCGAAGAUCAAGCUUUCAAAUGUUUUGUUAACGUCACGACUUUAGUAGAACGAGAGCCAAGCGAUUCUCCAUCUGCCACCGCGAUGGUCUCCGACCCCGCGAGCGUCGGCUGAACUGCUUCUUUGUGUGCGACAUCCCGCUCGACUGCUCGCUCUAUGAUUGACCACAAGCUACCGUCGCAUGAGGAGGUCAAGAGCGAUGGUUUAGUCACCGUACGGUCCCACAUAUUCUAGUAUCAGGUCAACCUGAACCAGUUGGAACAUCAUGAUCUCCACACCCCCAGUCAGCGAUCCACCCUGCCCUGGUGCCUUCAUAAACACCAGGCCAUACUCGGUCGACGUACGGGAAUAACAGCGUUGGCGACAUUAGCUCCUUUCUGAAUAUUAGUCUCUGUCGCAAGGUUACAACGAAAUUCAAGACCUCUUCCUCUCCGCUCGAGUUUCAAGACCUCAAACCAAGAAACAAUAUUGACAUGCUGGGUUCUUUUUGCCCUUGGUAAUGAGCUGAAGCCCUUUGUCGCCGUAUGGUUCUAUUUAUCUUCAGCAGUUCCCGUUCUGUCAUGGACAUCUCUAUCAACAUUCUCUUCUUCGUGAACUGGUUUUCUAUCCCUUCUGACCGCUUGCGGUGUAUAUUCUUUCCAUUCAUUCCUUAAGUGGUUGCUGCUCUACUGCUGGACAGUCUUUCAUUAACACUUUGGACAUUGAUCAAGAGCCAAUCGCUUUCUCCUCAAACGCACAUUUUACCAACGAUGCUUUACAUUGCUUACAUUCUCCCAGCCUUGGCUGCUUCCGUCUUGGCCAAGAGCAGCGGUAAUGGAAACAACAAUAACAACAACGGAGGGAAGGGAAGUGCAGGCGGCGUGACCGUUCAGGCAUCCCGGCAGAUAACCUCCCUCAAUCAGCUGAGCAUAGCGUCUGGACAGAGCGGUGGAGCAAACAACGCAGGAGCACAGGGCACCACGGGCGCCAACGGACUGAAGCAACUCAACAAUCCGCAGUUGGGCAAUCUGGUUCCCAACUUUGACGCGACGACGAACAAAGGCACGUUCGGGCCGUUCCAGCCAGUGUCAUCGGCUCUGCCGGCUGCCACCGGGGCGCCAAGCGCGGGUUCUCUCGACAGCUCGACUGCGCAGGCGGUCCAGGCCGCGUGCGACAACUGGUCCUUCAACACGGCGCAGGUGUCCAACUUCCUGAACACCGGUCACAGCCUGAACGGCACCGAGUUCAACCAGGCCGCCAACCUGGCGUACAACGCCGAGGUGAAUGAGCUGCAGCACAUGGCGAUUCUGAUGUCCGUCAUAGGCAACAGCCCGGACGUCUCGAUUGCCAACCAGACGUUGCUGAACGGCGUGUUCCAGUCCGUCGUCAACAACCUGCAGAUCAUGGCCGACCAGGGCCAAUCGACGGCCUCCUUGAUCGACGUCAUCAACAACGUCCGUUGCACCCAGAUCUUGCCGUCGAUUGACACGUAUCUGGCCGUUGGAGCCAGCACCAUCGGCUCCAGCGCCACCCUUCGAACAGCUAUCCGCCCCAACGCUUGUGCGAGCAUCGUGUCCAGCGCUUCCGCAAAUCAGUUCCCGGGCAAUCUUCAGGCCGUGAACGUGAGGGGUAACACUGACCAAGUCACCUCAAAGGCGCCACAGGCCAACCCAGACGUUGGAUCCGUGUCAGCACAGUUCAACAUUACCCAGCAAGCCGCCUCGAGCUCUGGAAACGCGGCGGCGGCGAAGAGUGGGAAAGGCCGCAACGGUCGACGCACGCUCCACUUCCACGCCUAGAGCGAGAGCGGAACUCACGUCGCAAGCCCAAUAAACCGGGAAAGUCUCCAAUUCCUUCCCUUUUUUUUUCAUUUCCUUUCCUUUCGUUCCCUUCUAGGACGAGGAGGUGUGGAGGGUCGUCUCGUUUUGAGUUGGAAACACUUCUCUGGAGAUUGACAACGUUGGAAAAACUGUGAGAAAAGGCGCGCGACGGGGGUUUGUGAGAUCGGUUGCGAUCGUUCUAGAGUGGACGAGGCGGCGGAGCCCCCGCCUGCGGACCUGAAG
Molecule: messenger RNA, 2270 nt
Organism: Verruconis gallopava
Lineage: Eukaryota; Fungi; Ascomycota; Dothideomycetes; Venturiales; Sympoventuriaceae
Exons: 4
Coding region: 978-2006 (342 amino acids)
Source: RefSeq, a predicted model, not a curated record